UCGUUGUCCUGCCACCCUGACUCACGGCAAAUGUGAUAUGUCGAAUAAGGAGUCGUUGCCUAGAGCGUUGAAACGGCAUGGAGGACUUACCAUUCCUUUGAAGAAGACAAUCUCUUUUUCUUUCUUUCUUUCAUUGAUUCUCUCUCUCUCUCUCUCUCUCUUUUUUUUUUUUUUUUUCUUUUCUCCCGUUGCUUACAGUCAACUUACUAGACACUCUACCCAAUCCAAAAUUUGGAGGAACGGGAAAAGAUGGUGAACAGGAAAGAUUGAGAAGGUCAGAGCUACCUUAGGCAUGUACCAAGAAACCUCUACCCUCAUAGCCCAGCUGCAAGGUACUACCGUGUUUCUCUCGUGGGUUGGUG
Messenger RNA from Aspergillus caelatus, 362 nucleotides. RefSeq lists its product as uncharacterized. NCBI's taxonomy places the organism in Eukaryota, Fungi, Ascomycota, Eurotiomycetes, Eurotiales, Aspergillaceae. The transcript has a single exon. The record is from RefSeq and is a predicted model, not a curated record. Bases 38 to 256 code for a protein of 72 amino acids.